Molecule: messenger RNA, 1663 nt
Organism: Prorocentrum cordatum
Lineage: Eukaryota; Dinophyceae; Prorocentrales; Prorocentraceae
Source: the annotation of a GenBank genome assembly
CGGGGGAGAAAAAGAUUCGGAUACGUGUUGUCCCCCGUCGUUUUCGGCCUUUCCUGGUCCUCCUGGGGAAUCCUCGUUGUCACCGCUGGAUUCGCCUCGAAAUUCUGGUCAGAACGCACCCCAAGAGAGGUCCGGGGACAACACGUAUCCGUAUCUUUCCGCCCCCCAACACAUGGCGGGCGUUCUGGACUCCGCGCGCGCCCACGGGGGCUCCCCCGUUCUGGGGCUCGUCCGCAUCGAUGACGCGGGCCGCUGCCACCUGGGGGAGCGCGCGGUCGAGGUCCUCGGCCAGAUCCAGGGCAGCCUCGCCGUCGUGGGCGUCGCGGGGCUGUACCGCACGGGCAAGUCCUUCCUCCUCAACCGCCUGCUCGGCCUGCAGGACGGCUUCGAGGUGGGCCCCACGGUCAACGCGUGCACCAAGGGGCUCUGGAUGUGGGACAGGCCAGUGCAGCUGGCUCCGGGCUACCACUGCAUUUUCAUAGACACAGAGGGCCUCGGGUCCGCCCAGCGUACUGCCAGCUGCGACAUGCAGAUCUUUUCGCUCUGUGUGCUCUUGUCGUCCUACUUCAUCUACAACUCAAUGGGUGCCAUCGACGAGCAGUCGAUUUCAGAUCUGAAUCUCGUGCUGCACCUGGCGAAGCACAUCCACGUGAAGAGCAGUCCAGACGGACGGCCGACCAGCGCAAAGGAUCUGUCUGGCCACUUCCCCUCGCUGCUUUGGGUGCUGCGCGACUUCUUCCUCCGACUCGUGGACGACCGGGGCAACCCGAUCACGGAGAAGGAGUACCUCGAGGGCGCGCUGACGGCGCUGCCUGGGCAGGAGGACAAGAACAGGGUCCGGGAUGAGCUCAAGGCGCUGUUCUCGGAGCGGGACUGCGCGACCCUCGUGCGCCCGGUGUCCGAGGAGAGCGAGCUGCGCACCGUGCAGCGGCUGCCGUUCGAGGCGCUGCGGCACCGCUUCCGCAUCCAGGUGGACUCGCUGGUCGCCAAGGUGUAUCCCCUCCGUGAAGCCCAAGGCCGUGAACGGCGCGCCGGUGACGGGAGGCAUGCUGGCGGCGCUGGCCGCGGAGUAUUGCAAGGCCAUCAACGCCAGCGCCAUACCGACCAUACUCGAGGACCAUACACUCGGCGUGGGCCUCCGUGCUGCAGUCCCAGCUGCGGCAGGGCCUGAAGGACGGGGGACGGGCUCGCGGCCUACGAAGGGCGGAUGGCCCCGGCGCGGGCCGGCCCGCCCCUCGCCGAGGGAAGCCUGCACGACCUCCACAGGGCCGCCAAGGCCGCGGCGAUGGAGGCCUUCGGCGCCGCCGGGGUCGGCGAGGACGGCCCAGAGGUGAGAGCCGCUCGGAGCUUGUGAGGCGGGUGAAGCUCCUCUACGAGAAGGCCCGGGGCGACAACGCCGCCGCCUCCAAGCGCCACUGCGAGCGCGUUGCCGCGGAGCUGUGCGAGCCGGUCUUGGAGCGAUCGCGCACGCCCGGAUCCUACAGAUCUACGCGGGGUCCCCGAGCUGAUGCUGGAGUGGGAGCGGAUCCGCCAGGCCUACGAUGCCGAGGCCUUGGGCCCUGCUAAGGGCGAGGUGCUGUCCUCCUGGCUGCUGCGCCAGAUGGCGGACAGCGUGCAGAGGCUGCCGAUGGAGCUGAGGAGUAUGGAUGAGGAAGGUGGGCGA